AUGCAGCUCCGACGAUUCCUUGGCUUCGUCAAUUUUUACAGGCGGUUUCUGCAAUCGUGUGCUGUCACAUUGGCUCCCCUCGAAGCCCUGCUCACUUCAGACCCUGCUAGACUAGCCCUCGCAGCCUUCCUGCCUCCGGAUGACUGGUUUGAUCACAUCCACAUCGAUCUUGUCGGACCCCUCCCACCCUGCCAAGGCCACAAGUACAUCUUCACGAUUAUCGACGGGCACACCAGGUGGCCCGAGGCCGUUCCCGUCCCCGACUCAACAACACCCACCCUCGCCACCGCGCUCAUUAGCGCAUGGAUCACCCGCUUCUGUGCGCCAUCAGUGAUCACGACCGACCAUAGGAGCCAGUUCGAGUCCGCCCUGUUCGCCUCCCUGACCAACUCUUUGGGCACCAGACGCAUUCGAACAAGAGCGUACCAUUCUGUUGCCAAUGGACUCCUGGAGCGUUUCCACCGCCAACUCAAGGUUGCCCCACGAGCCAUCGGAAGCACCCCAUUGCCCGAGACGUUUCCCAUCACGCUCCUCAACCCUGUGCCCGACUCGACGCUCGACUACCUUUUCCGCCUUCGUCGUAUCAUGGCCAACCUCCAUCCCACCCCCACCCACUCAGCACAUUUUUCUUCUGGUUACCACCACCCAGAUUUGAGCGCAUGCAACUACGCUUUUCUCCGUCUCGAUGCCGUGAAGAAGCCGUUGCAGCCCUCAUAUACGGGACCAAUUCCCAUCGUCCAGAAGAACCCACACUAUUUCACCAUCUCGAUAGACGGCCAGCAAGACACCAUCUCGCUCCACCGGCUGAAGCCGGCCUACCUCGAGCAUUCAUGCUCUCCACCCUCGCUCUCUGUUCAGAAGCUGGACAACUGCUGCUCAUCUCUGCUUCUUGCUAGUCCGACAGACCCACUUCCGGCCCCUUGCCACGUCUCAAGGUCUCCGGCAGUUACUCAGUACCACUGCUAUCGCUCUCUGCCUCCAGCAGAGCGCUAG
This is a messenger RNA of Ornithodoros turicata, 993 nucleotides long. RefSeq lists its product as uncharacterized. Gene Ontology annotation, biological process: DNA integration. Lineage: Eukaryota; Metazoa; Arthropoda; Arachnida; Ixodida; Argasidae. The transcript has 3 exons. The coding region runs from base 1 to 993 and encodes 330 amino acids. Gene Ontology annotation, molecular function: nucleic acid binding. The record is from RefSeq and is a predicted model, not a curated record.